Trichoderma breve is the source of this 1293-nucleotide messenger RNA. RefSeq lists its product as uncharacterized. The transcript is spliced from 6 exons. NCBI's taxonomy places the organism in Eukaryota, Fungi, Ascomycota, Sordariomycetes, Hypocreales, Hypocreaceae. The record is from RefSeq and is a predicted model, not a curated record. The coding region runs from base 1 to 1293 and encodes 430 amino acids.
AUGGCUGCUCCAGCUCCCCAAGCUGCCGUCUCCAAGUCGGCCAAAAAGAAGGCUGCCAAGGUCCAGGCCCGUACCGAGUCCCCGGCUCCCAGCACCGAGUCCGCCCCCACCGACAAGGUAGCUGAGGCUCAGGACGAUGCCUUCGAAAGCCCUUACAUCAAGGAGCUGCAAAAGAACAUUCGCAACACGGCCAAGAAGCUGACCAACGCCUCCAAGACUGAUUCGCUUCUCGCCCAGCACCCCGGCAAAUCUCUCGAUGAACUCGUCGCCGAAAAGAUCCUCAAUACCGACCAAAAGACCCAGAUUCAGAAGAAGCCUGCUCUCCAGGCUGCCCUGGCCCAGUAUGAGGAGCAGCUUGCUCAAUAUCAGAAAAUCCACGAGCAGUACCAGACACGAGCGGCGGCCGACAAGGCAGAAUGGGCCAAGUCUCUCGAGAAGACCAAGGAGGAGGCGAUCAGUGAAGCCAAGGCUGAUUCUGAGAGCUCUCUCAAGUCCAAGCUUCUUGUUCUGUCACAAUUCUUGCGUCUGGCAGCCUACCGCCGCGAGGAAUCUCAGGAGCCGGACUCGGAUGAGAGCCAAGCCAUUGAGGGCGUGCUGCUUGCCAUUUACUCUGGCGAUGAUAAUGCCGUCUCAGCCAUGCAGAAGCUGAUUGAGGGAUCUGACGACCAAAUCUUCAGCGUCCCUGGAGAGCAGCUCCAAACAACUUAUGCCUCCGUCAAGACACUGGCAGAAAACUACAACGCCCCAGCCUAUACCGAGGCUGCAGCUGAAGGACAGCCAGCAGCCGAGAUUGUGUCCGACCCGACCAUUGCAAACGAGGCCGCAACUGAGAUUGCAGCUGGAGACGGCAUCCUGGCCAACGGUCAUGAACAUGUGGAACCCGAGCCUGCUUCCAAUGGUCUUGCUAAUGCCAACGUUGCGGAUGAGGCUGCCAAUGCAGUUGCUGAGAGCCACUGGGAUACCAGCAACCACGACAUCUCCCUUUCCCAGGAGUGGGUUGAUGUAGGAGCCAUCCCAGCCGAGACAACUGAGCCUGAGCCUGAGGCUAGCGCAGAGGUCGCUACCCCUGAUGCUAAGAAGCAAUCUUGGGCUGACGACCACCCUGAUCCCGUCGCUGAGGCUCCGUCUGCACCAGCCGAUGCCAACGAUGGAUUCCACCAAGUCCAGCGCAACCGGGGACGACAGGACCGUGGCUUCCGAGGAGAUGGCCGUGGACGUGGCCGAGGACGCGGUGAUCGAGGUGGUGACCGUGGCGGAGUCCCUUUCCGGGGACCUCGUCGCAACGAGUCGUAG